This is a messenger RNA of Lactuca virosa, 1914 nucleotides long. NCBI's taxonomy places the organism in Eukaryota, Viridiplantae, Streptophyta, Magnoliopsida, Asterales, Asteraceae. The record is from the annotation of a GenBank genome assembly.
AACUCGAAAAGUCGAAAAGAACGCGAAUGCCCUAUCAUUUUUCAUUACCUUCCCGCCAAACAACCACAAAACCCUAAUUUACUAUUUUCAAUUUCAUUCAUUUGAUGUAAAAGUAAUCCGUAUGUCCGAUGACAAAAAAGAUGAUUAGGUUACUGCUUGGUGUUUUGGAUUCCUCUUAACAGUUUUAAAAUGCGGAAUUGUAUAUUUGGUGCAAGCUAGGGCAAACUGUUAAUUCUUAGGAGUCAUUAAUGGAGGACGAGAAGGAUGCGUUUUACGUUGUCAGGAAGGGGGACAUUGUUGGUGUUUACAAGAGUUUUAGUGAUUUUCAACCUCUGCUAUAUGGUCCCAAUGUUGCUGUGUUCAAAGGUUAUCGAUUGCCUAAGGCUGCUGAGGAUUACCUGGGAUCACAUGGGCUUAACAAUGCAAUAUAUUCUGUUGGUGCCUCUGAUGUGCAAAAUGAUCUUUUUGGCCAACUUAUUCCAUGUCCUUUUCAGCAACCAUAUUCUAUUAAAGACAAAGCUGGUACAAGGAAUUCAUCUGAGAAUAAGAUAAAGAAAAAAGUCGGAUCAACUUCUUUUUCAGAAGCUCCUCAGAGAAAGCUACCUGAAAUCGAAAGCUUUAUGGAGACUCUACCUGUUUCUGCUUAUUGUUGUUCUUGUAUUCUUGAGUUUGAUGGUGCAGCAAAAGGAAACCCUGGACCAGCGGGCGCUGGAGCCGUGCUGCGUGCAAUAGAUGGAAGUCUGGUUUAUCGUUUGCGAGAAGGUCUAGGUGUUGCAACAAACAAUGCUGCUGAGUAUCGUGCAGUUAUUUUAGGACUGAGAUAUGCCCUUGAGAGAGGAUUUAGGCAUAUCCGUGUGCAAGGAGACUCCAAACUUGUUUGUAUGCAGGUGAAUGGUUUGUGGAAAACGAAAACCCAGAACAUGACAAGCUUAUGCAAAGUAGCAAAGGAGCUGAAAGAUAAGUUUGCAUCUUUCCAGAUCUGUCAUGUUGAAAGGGAGUUCAACACUGAAGCUGAUGCUCAAGCGAACCUGGGAGUACAUCUCCAGGCUGGUGAGGUUCAGGAGGAGGGUGAUAUCAGUUCAGGUCCUUUUUCUCUACUCCCCCGACAGCGGUUCUCCAUUGAUUCAGUUUUGAAGAAGAAAAAGCAUCAGAAAUGGCGUCUUUUUCUGCAUCUCCCUCCAUAUCUUGUUUCACAGCUAUCAAACCCAAUAAAAACCCUACUUCCCUGUUGCCCACUUCUAUUUUCUGCUAGCACUUUCUCAUGUUCUUUAUCCAAUCGACUUCGGGUGGCCCGUGUUUGUUUUAGCAUUCCCAAUUCUUACCCUAAUUCAUCGGUAUCCAAGACAAAUUUGUCAAAUUUGAAGAAGAUAAGAUCUGUUGCUGAAGAUACAGUAAUUCCCGAACAACAAGAAGACACCAUCAGCAACCAAGGAGAAGUCGAGGCGACCGUUUCUGUUCCAGUUUCUCCUUCCGAUAUCCUCACCAUGUUCUUUCAGGCCGAGGGAACAAUGAGUGAAGCAGCUAUUCCUUCAGUGACAAGUGCUCUACAGGAGACGGAGGGCAUUUCAAACUUAAAAGUCCAAGUUCUUGAGGGUAUUGCAAGCGUUGAGUUAAAGAAGAAAACAACAGUGCAAGCUACUGGAGUGGCUUCUAAUCUGGUUGAGAUCAUACAAAGUUCUGGAUUCAAGUUACAGGCACUCAAUUUGAGCUUCGAGGAUGACUAUGCCAAUUAAAAUUUCUAUUUCAUUUGUUUAUUUGGAAUCUUUUCCUCAAAGUUGUUGAAAUUUCUCGCUGAUACUAUUUUUAUUUUUCUUUUAUUUGCAUUGAAUUGUGUUCCGGAGUAAUAUAUAGUUAUAUGGAAAUAUUUAGAGAUACCAUUUGACCCACAAUAGGGUGUUCAGUGUUCUGCUAUCA